UCUGAGGAAACAAGUUCAACCUCCUUUUGAGCUUCCAGCUAGAAGUGAACAAAGUGUCAUGAUCACCUUGAGCUUCAUGGAGCUUGAAUCUCCCUCCUUCAUCACCUUGUUGCUCACCUUCUUUGUGUUGUUCUUAGCAGUCCAACUUGUUCAAGCUCAAAAACCCAAGAAAUCUUUCACAAAGCUUCCUCCAGGGCCAUGGAAGCUACCUCUCAUUGGUAACUUGCACCAGCUUAUCAGCACUCUACCCCAUCACACUUUGAGAGAUUUGGCCAAGAAGUAUGGACCUUUGAUGUGGUUAAAGCUCGGGGAAGUUCCAACACUGGUAGUUUCAUCCUCGGAAAUGGCGAAAGAGGUUAUGAGAACCCAUGAUGUAACAUUUUGCCAAAGGCCUUAUCUGCUAGCUGCUAGCAUAAUGGGAUACAAUUUCCAAGAUAUCAUCUUUUCACCAUAUGGAAAUUAUUGGAGACAGAUGAAGAAAAUUUGCAUGACGGAGCUUUUGAGUACAAACCGUGUCCAGUCAUUCCAAUCAAUUAGGGAACAAGAGGUGUCAGCUCUCAUGGAAAUCAUAUCUUCGAACGCAAGAUCCCCAGUUAAUCUCAGUGAGAAAAUUUACUCCAUGACGUAUGGCAUAACAGCGAGAGCAGCCUUCGGGAAGAAGAGCGGAGACGAAGAAGAAUUCAUAAGGAUUGCCAUAGAGGUUUCGAAGUUAGCAGGUGGUUUUUGCUUAGCUGAUAUGUAUCCUUCUAAUGAGAUGCUGAAAUUGAUCAGUGGGAUUAGGCUUAAACUCGAGAAGUUACAUAAGGCUUCUGACAGGAUACUUGAAAAGAUAAUCGAUCAACACAAAGAGAGGAGAAAAGGAAUGGCAAAUACAAAAAUAGGAAAUAAGAAAGACGAGGAAGAUCUGGUUGAUGUCCUUCUUAAGCUCCAACAACAAGGUGACCUUGACUUUCCUUUGUCAAAGGAUAACAUAAAAGCAGUCGUCCAGGAUAUUUUUGGAGCCGGUAGCGAGGCAUCAUCAAACACAGUGGAAUGGGCAAUGUCCGAGAUGAUAAGAAACCCGAAGCUAAUGAAAGAAGCGCAAGCUGAGGUGAGAAGAGUCUUCCAUGGGAAAGGAGAAGUGGACGAAGUAGGGCUUGAGAAAUUGAAAUUCCUGAAGCUAAUUGUCAAAGAGACCUUGAGAUUAUACCCUGCUGGACCUCUUUUAAUACCAAGGGAAUGUAGUGAGGAUUGUGUUAUUGGUGGAUAUGAGAUACCUGCCAAGACGAAGGUCAUCGUGAACGCAUGGGCAAUAGGAAGAGAUCCAAGCUAUUGGAAGGAAGCAGAAAAGUUUCAGCCCGAAAGGUUCAUCGAUAAACCGAUUGAUUUCAGGGGAACAAACUUUGAAUAUAUCCCGUUUGGUGCUGGAAGGAGAAUGUGUCCUGGAAUUUCCUUUGCACUACCCAAUAUCGAGCUACCCCUUGCCAAAUUGCUCUAUCAUUUUGAUUGGAAACUUCCAAACGAAAUGAAGUGUGAAGAUCUGGACAUGACUGAAUCAUUUGUUGUUAAAGUUGUGAAGAGAGGGACAACUUCAAAUAAUAACAUCAAGCUGCCACCAGGGCCAUGGAAAUUACCCUUUAUAGGCAACAUGCACCAGCUUGUUGCCUCGCUACCUCAUCACAUACUGAGAGACCUGGCCAAUCAACAGGGACAGCUGAUGCACCUAUGGCUUGGUCACAUUUCGACCAUCGUUGUUUCUUCAACAGAAAUUGCAAAAGAUGUCUUGAUAACUCAUGGUAUUGUCAUUGCUCAAAGACCUCAACUAUUUUCCAUGAGUAUCAUUACUUACGAUUUUAGGGACAUUGCCAUGGCACCAUAUGGCGAUUACUGGAGACAAGUAAGAAAAAUUUGCACGGUAGAACUUUUGACAGCAAAACAAGUCCAGUCAUUUCAUUCAAUCAAACAGGAGGAGGUCUCGGCUCUUGUGAAAUCCAUAUCUUCAAAUGAAGGAUCGCAAGUCAAUCUUAGCGACAAAAUUUUUCCCUUGACAUAUGGAAUCACAUCAAGAGCAGCAUUUGCUAACAGAUGCAAAGACCGAACAUUCUCAUCAAUUGUCAGAGAAGUAGCAAAGCUGGUUUCUGGAUUUAGUAUUGCAGAUAUGUACCCGUCAUUUCGAGUGCUUCAACUGAUCAGUGGAAUAAGACAGAAACUUAGGACUCUGCAUCAGAAGAGUGAUAAGAUACUUCAAGUCAUCAUUGAUGAACACAAAGAGAGAAUGGAGAGAGGAAAAAUAAGUGAAGGAGAAGUAAAAGAAGACUUAGUUACUGUUCUUUUAAAGAUUCAACAGCGUGAUGAUCUUGAAUUUCUCCUAACUGACAACAACAUCAAAGCAGUCAUCUGGGAUAUCUUCAUUGGGGGAAGUGAGACAUCGUCAAUAAUUGUGGACUGGGCAAUGUCAGAAAUGCUGAAAAAUCCAAGGGUGCUAAAAAAAGCACAAGAUGAGGUAAGGCAGGUCUUUCGUGCAAAAGGGGAUGUGGAUGAAGCAAGCAUACAUGAAUUAAAAUACUUAGCAUCAAUAAUCAAGGAAACCCUGAGGUUACACCCUUCUUUUCCUCUGUUACUUCCAAGAGAAAGCCGAGAGAAUUGUGAAAUUAUGGGAUACCAGGUACCGGUCAAGACCAAUAGCAUAAUCAACGCAUGGGCAAUAGGGAGAGAUCCGAAGCAUUGGAAUGAUAUUGAAACAUUUUACCCUGAAAGGUUCUUGAAUGCUUCCACUAAUUUUAAAGGAACAGAUUUUGGGUAUAUCCCGUUUGGCGCAGGAAGAAAGAUGUGUCCAGGCAUCUUGUUUGUACUCCCUAACAUUGAGCUGCCUCUGGCAAAAUUGCUCUACCAUUUUGACUGGAAGCUUCCUACUGGAAUGAGGCAUGAAAAUCUAGAUAUGACUGAGAGCUUUGGGACGACUGUCAGAAGGAAAGAUGAUUUAAUCUUAAUUCCCGCCCCUCAUAGCCAUUCAUCUGUUGAAUGGUAAUUCUCUUUGAACUGCAUAUUAGUUAUUGUUUUCUUGUUUUAGAGAUGUUUUUAUUGUCUCAAUAAAGCUUUGAGAACAUGUGAAUCAGAUUCCAGGCAGACAUGUUGUAGGUGGAAAAAUUUUCUGUUGUCCCUUAUCUGAAAA
This is a messenger RNA of Theobroma umbraticum, 3151 nucleotides long. Its product is annotated as cytochrome P450 71D10-like. Lineage: Eukaryota; Viridiplantae; Streptophyta; Magnoliopsida; Malvales; Malvaceae. Gene Ontology annotation, molecular function: monooxygenase activity; oxidoreductase activity, acting on paired donors, with incorporation or reduction of molecular oxygen; heme binding. The record is from RefSeq and is a predicted model, not a curated record.